This is a messenger RNA of Rotaria sordida, 582 nucleotides long. Lineage: Eukaryota; Metazoa; Rotifera; Eurotatoria; Philodinida; Philodinidae. The record is from the annotation of a GenBank genome assembly.
AUGCAAAAGCGAUCCAAUACGUUAUUAAACUGUAGAUUUUCUUCCAAAAAAAUAUGUGCUGCUACUGAAAAUUUAACAUCAAAUUUAAAUACACCUGCAACUACUAUAAUUACAACUACAACGACUAAUGAUGAUUUCAAUUUGUUUUUAUCCAGUGAUCCAGAAGAUUUAGAUCAGGUGAGCGACGAAGUUAAUUUUAGCGUUGAAAGUAAUGAAUUGAAAGUGACUAAUUCUCGACCCGACACCAAUACAAAUGAUAUAGGUUAUUAUGUAUCAAAUAAACUUUCAAUUAAUGAUCAUUUGAAAUAUUCUCUAUUAACAAAUCAUUUUAAACUCGAUAGAAAAUAUUCAUUUCCAAUGUUAUAUUCGGAUGAUCAUAAAUAUUCUCGUCAAUUCCUAAUCAAUUGGUUAAACGAUAAUUCAUUUCUCCUGUUUAUUCACCAAACUGUUUCGUGUAUGGGUGAAACAAUAGCUAAUAUUAUUCUUGAUUAUUUAACAACGUAUAAUUUACCGUUUGAUAAUAGUCUAGGUCAAGCAUAUGAUGGGGGCUCAAAUAUGGUCGGUAUCUAUCGAGGUUGUUAG